UUGCUAUACAAUUUCUCAUUGUGAUAAAAUCAUAAUGGGCAGGAAAGUGACUAGGCGCCGUAGAAAGGCUUAUCUAGAGUCUCUGAUUCAUAACGAAAAACUGCAGUUUGAAAAGCAAAAAGAAAAAAAACAAUACAAGGAGGAUAAAGUUUUGAUACUGGAUAAACUUUCUUCCGUACAACUUGAUAGUCAUGAGAGUACAUCAAGUGACAACAUUGUAUUGCAACACCUGGAAACUGAAAAAGGGGGUGAGAACAAGAUAAAAGCUUCCUCAAAACCAAUAACAAAAAGACAAAGAACGAAAGAUCGGCGCCGUAGACAAAAGAUUAGAAACAGAAUGCAACAAGCAGUUGCUAUGUUUAGCAGUUAAAGUAAGAAAGAACUGUACAUAAGU
This is a messenger RNA of Galdieria sulphuraria, 394 nucleotides long. RefSeq lists its product as uncharacterized. NCBI's taxonomy places the organism in Eukaryota, Rhodophyta, Bangiophyceae, Galdieriales, Galdieriaceae. Bases 35 to 370 code for a protein of 111 amino acids. The record is from RefSeq and is a predicted model, not a curated record. The transcript is spliced from 2 exons.